AUGGCGCUCCGUCUCGUCUCACAGCCCUUUCACGUCGUCGUGCUUCUCCUCGCAGCCGUUGCGUCUCUCAUGCUCUCGGCACGCCUUGUAGAGGCCUCAAUUACCGUCGGCGGGUAUACGGCGUUUUCCAAUGGAACCGUUUAUGAUUCCAGUGGAAAGGCUGUGACCCCCACCAAGAACGCGGAUGGGUCUCAAACCGUUGGAGGCUACACUCUCUACUCUAAUGGCACUAUCACUGGUCCUGACGGCCAAGUACUCUAUGGUACGGGCGCCGACGGUAGUAAGAAGAUUGGCGGCACUGUUGUGUACCCGAAUGGGACCUACGCCGAUUCCAGUGGGAAGCUGGUUCAACCUGUUCCUAACGCGGACGGCACGGCGUCGACUAUUGGAGACCUGACUUAUUACAAGAAUGGAACGUAUGUGUCUACCAAGGGCCCUGUGAUAGUGCAGCCUACUGAUAGUAUCCCGAAAGCUGCUUCAGCCUCUCCAAUCAAGCUCGGCUACAUUGCCACUGCCGUCACCAUGGCUGCUGGCUUUGCUUGGCUGCUUGCAUGA
Molecule: messenger RNA, 555 nt
Organism: Closterium sp. Yama58-4
Lineage: Eukaryota; Viridiplantae; Streptophyta; Zygnematophyceae; Desmidiales; Closteriaceae
Source: the annotation of a GenBank genome assembly